Messenger RNA from Chroicocephalus ridibundus (black-headed gull), 3058 nucleotides. RefSeq names its product colony stimulating factor 3 receptor (gene CSF3R). Gene Ontology annotation, biological process: cytokine-mediated signaling pathway. The transcript is spliced from 15 exons. Gene Ontology annotation, cellular component: membrane; external side of plasma membrane; signaling receptor complex. Bases 134 to 2989 code for a protein of 951 amino acids. NCBI's taxonomy places the organism in Eukaryota, Metazoa, Chordata, Aves, Charadriiformes, Laridae. Gene Ontology annotation, molecular function: cytokine receptor activity; cytokine binding. The record is from RefSeq and is a predicted model, not a curated record.
UGCAAUCACCUUCUUCAGAGAGUCACAGCAAUUAACGGCACUGGUUUUGAGGAACUAACGGUGAAAGCAGCAUGUUAGCAAACGGGCUGAGCACGGCGAGCCGCCGGCAGCCGGAGGCUGGCGCUCGGAGCGGAUGGUGAGCAGCGGCCGGACACACCGGGCGCCGAGGAGAGGUGAUGCCAAAGCCACGGAGGAGACCAUGGCCAGGCGCGGUGCCGGGACACCCUUCCUGCUGCGGCUCUCCCUGCUCCUGCUCCUCCACCCGGGCGGGACCCUGGGCUGUGCCUCGGUAGCCGUGGGCUCACCCAUUGUGCCCCUGGGCUCGGCCGUCACGGCAUCCUGCACCAUCCAGAGCGAGCUCUGCCGUGGCUUGGAGCAGGGGAAGGUCCGAAUCACCUGGAUGCUGGACAAUGAGCCCAUGGCUGGGAGCCAGCGCCAGGGCCCUGGUGGCACCGAGGUGUCCAACCUCACCCUGCCCCAGUUCAACCGCACGCAGGCCAAGCUGUGGUGCUGGGUGGAGUGGAACGGGACCAAGCAGCGCGUUGGCAUGGCCGAGAUCAGGGCGGGCUACCCGCCUGCGAAGCCCUUCAACCUCAGCUGCGUCCUGACCCUCAGCGACUACGGGCUGACGUGCCAGUGGCAGCAGGGAGCCGACAGCCACCUCCCCACCAGCGUCGCGCUGAAGUGUGCCGGGAGCAGAGCCCAGGUGGUGACAGGCUGCACCCCGCAAGGUGACCGCAGCCACUGCACGGUGCCGCGGCGGCUGCUCCAGCUCUACCGGCAAAUGGAGAUCUGGGUGUCCGCCACCAACGCGCUGGGCACGACCGAGUCGGAGCAUCUCUACAUCGACCCCAUGGACGUCGCCAAGCUGGACCCCCCGGCCCUGCAGAGUAUCCAGUCCAUCCCAUUCCAGACCGACUGCAUUGCCCUGGCCUGGGAGGUGGCGCGGAGCAAUGCGUACAUGGAGCUGCAGUGCGAGCUGCGCUACCAGGCGGCCGAGGACCCUGCGUGGGCUCUGGUCACCGGCAUCGUCGGCCAGGCCGGCACCACACAGCACUGCGGCUUCCUCUUCGGCACGCGGUACCACUUCCAGAUGCGGUGCCGGCGGAGCUCGGCACGGGGCUACUGGAGCGAGUGGAGCCCAGGCAGGAACUACACCACCCAUGAGAAAGCCCCCACGGGGAAGCUGGACGCGUGGUGGAGCACUCGGCUGGCGGGGGUGGGCGGGCGGCUGGAGGUGCAGCUGCGCUGGAAGGCCCCACGGCGGCGGGAGGCAAAUGGGAGAGUGCUGGGGUACCGCGUCACCCUGAGCCCCCGGAGGAGGGGCAGGGACCCCCCUACCGCCUGCAACACCACCCACACCCAGUGCAACUUCUCCGUGCCGGCGGGGACCAGGAGGGUCUAUCUCUCAGUCUACAAUGCCGCCGGCGAGUCGGCAGCGACCGAGGUCGUCCUCCUGGAGAGGAAAGGUCAGCCCCUGGCCAGGCUCUGGGCUGUGCCCGGGGGCGAGCGCAGCCUCUGGGUGUGCUGGGAGAGCCCGCCGGCCCCGGUGGCCGCCUAUAUCCUGGAGUGGCAGCGGGUGUCCUCGGAGCCCGGGCGCUGCAGUGCCUGCUGGCAGAUGGAGCGUGACGGGGCGGCCACCAGAGCCCUCAUCCGGGGUAAGCCGGGGCUGCCGGGGGUCCCUGCCCUCGUGGUCGGCUGUGCAGGGGGGGCUGUACCAGGGGAUGGGCACCCCUCUUGCGCCCGCAUCCAUGGCUCACAGCCUGGCUGCCCCAGGACCAACCCCUGCCCCGAGCCUGCUCCAUACCCUCCCCGCUCGCUCUGGGUACAGCAUGGGGCAAGUGGCUGGUGCCAUGGGGCAGGCAUAGGGCAGCCAGGGGGUCUCGGCAGCCAGAGCCCCGAGCCCCUGGCCCCGCCUCUGCUCUCUGUUGCAGAUGGCAUCGAGCCUUUCCAGCAGUACAACAUCUCGGUGUACCCCCUCUACAAGGACGCCAUAGGGCUGCCCGUCCACACCGCAGCCUACUCCAAGCAGAAGGCACCAUCCUACGCCCCGAAGCUCCACCUGAAGAGCAUCAGCAAGUCUGGCGCCGAGCUGUGCUGGGACCCAGUGCCGGUUGAGAUGCAGAAUGGCUUUAUUACCAGCUACACCAUCUUUUGGGCCAACAGCACCGCAGAAGUGUCCAGUGCCACUGUGAAUCCCUCCCUCAGCUCUUUUGUCAUUCGGGAGCUGAAGCCAUCGACCCUGUACAAAGUGCACAUCAUGGCAUCCACGGCAGCCGGCAGCACCAACGGCACCAGCCUGACCCUGGUGACCAUGGUGCUAGAUGACAUUGAAAUCCAGUUUCUCUUCCUGACCCUCGCCCUAAUCUUUGUCCUGCUCAUACUUUUGCUCAUCUGCUUCCAGAAGAACGGGCGGGUGAAGCAGCAGUUCUGGCCCAACGUCCCUGACCCCGCCAACAGCAGCCUGGGCAAGUGGGUGCCGGUAGAGCUGCAGCAGGAACAUCUGCAGGUCCCCGGCACGAGGGAGCCCGGCCUGGCCACCAUUUCUACCGUCACAGUGCUGGAAAGGGCCACUUGGGGCAAGGAGCCCACCGCCGAGCCUGCCAGCCCCUUUCCCGCCAUGCCCCAACCCUACGUGCAGCAGGAGGGACUGGGCAGGCCGGGCCGUGGCUGGGCGGCAGCGGAGCCGCACCGGGGCCCCGGCGGGAGCGGGGAGACCGUCCAGUAUGCGCGGGUGGUGGGCGACGGGUACAAGGGCCAGCAGCACGCCCCGCCGCGCCUCUACCUGCGCUCCAGCUCCAGCCAGCCCCUGCUCCCCGAGCCCAGCCCCAGCCCCAAGCCCUACCAGAACCUCUGGUUCCACCGGGCCACCCCUCACGGCUGCCCGGGGGACGGGGGCUGCCCCGAGGAGCUGCUCGCCACCUUCCCCCUGCUGCAGGGCCUCCGCAUCAGCGGGGCCGAGGAGCUCCAGGACUGCCGGACGUUUUAGUGCCGGGGGCCGGUCAGCGCCCGCGGACCCAGCCUCGGGCCUCCCCCGCGGCCUGCAGGCGGCCAGGCC